Molecule: messenger RNA, 2584 nt
Organism: Labeo rohita (rohu)
Lineage: Eukaryota; Metazoa; Chordata; Actinopteri; Cypriniformes; Cyprinidae
Product: gap junction gamma-1 protein
Exons: 3
Coding region: 399-1574 (391 amino acids)
Biological process (GO): cell communication
Cellular component (GO): connexin complex
Source: RefSeq, a predicted model, not a curated record
UUUAUCUUCAUGGUCCUCAAGAAUUAAGAAAACCAAUCCAUUUCUAAAUAUUACAUUUUUAUUUUUCCUGAAAACUCGUAUAAAUUUUGUAAUAAGUAUUUACAUUGGAUACUGAGUGAAUUUUUGUCGGGAAACGAAUAAGCUCAGGUUUCACGUUUAAAGGCCUUACGUGUGGGUGUAGAGGAGGUGAAAACGCUGCUGAUGGAUGCUCACGUGGCGUGGCUCCCAAACAGUGUAUGGGUUGGUUAACGUGAAAAAAGGGGUGGAAGUUAAUUGAGAAACAAAUGACACGCUAGUGCCGGAGUUUUGGUCAAACAUAUAAGUAUUGUCCCACAGCUGAGCACAGGAGUACUAAUCACCUGUUAGACGAAGAUCCUGUCUCUUGUGUUGGUGGCAACAUGAGUUGGAGCUUCUUGACACGUUUGCUCGACGAGAUCUCCAACCAUUCCACUUUUGUGGGAAAGAUCUGGCUCACACUCCUCAUUAUCUUCCGAAUUGUUCUGACAGUGGUGGGCGGUGAAACCAUCUAUCAUGAUGAACAGAGCAAAUUUGUAUGCAAUACUGCACAACCUGGUUGUGAAAACGUAUGCUAUGAUGCAUUUGCCCCUCUAUCACACGUCCGAUUCUGGGUUUUUCAAAUCAUUAUGAUCACCACGCCAUCCAUUAUGUACCUCGGCUUUGCCAUGCACAAAAUCGCUCGAAUGGCCGAUGACGAAUACCGACCACGUAAGCGCAAACUGCUGUCUAUGGUUCAUCGCGGAGCGAGUCGUGACUAUGACGAGGUUGACGAAAUGGAUGAUGAAGUUCCCAUGAUCUUGGAGGAGAUUGAGCCCUCUGAAAAGGAUGGUAAAGCUGUAGCUGCAUCCAAGUCUGCUCCUGCAUCUGAUGCUAAGUCUGCGAAGCAUGACGGCCGUCGUCGCAUCAAGAGAGAUGGUCUUAUGAAGGUGUAUGUGCUACAGUUGCUCUCUCGUGUUGCCUUUGAGAUCGCCUUCCUUUUUGGUCAGUAUGUUCUGUACGGUUUUGAAGUGAUGCCAUCCUACAUUUGCACCAGAAGCCCAUGCCCACACACCGUGGACUGCUUUGUCUCACGUCCUACUGAAAAGACCAUCUUCCUGGUCAUCAUGUAUGUUGUCAGUAUUCUCUGCCUGGCGCUGACUGUGCUGGAAAUCCUUCAUCUGGGAAUUGGAGGUGUGAGGGACACUCUCCGUAGUCGAUCGGCUCGGAGACUCCCCAUACAUAGGCCGUCCACAUCCACUAUUUGUCACCGCCUGACCAGUCCACCUCCGGGUUAUCAGGCUGUCCUGAAAAAGGACUCUACUGGCAAGCUUAAGACAGAGUUCAUGGGAGACUCGGGAAGGGAGUCACUGGGUGAUGAUGCUGGCCGUGAUCUAGAGCGUCUACGGAGACACCUGAAAAUGGCACAGCGUCAUCUGGACCAGGCUUACCACUCUGAGGAUGUAGCGGCUUCGCAUAGCAGCGGUCCAGAUUCGAACAGCAUUGCCGUUGAGCAAAACCGACUAAACCUAGCUCAGGAGGGCUAUGUUGGCACUGAGGGAAAAGAGGGUCAUGCUUGAAGAGACUAAUGGCUUUCCAUCGAACAAUCCAACUCCAGGCCGAAAUGCAAAUUUUGGUGGGCAGUUGAUGACAAGAUUUGGUGUAUUUUUCCUGUUCACCUGGCGCUGAAUAGAUCAACUCAAGGCUGAGAUACAAAUAAUGGAGAGCAGUUAUUGAUGAGAUUUUGUGUGCUCCUCUAAAUGCAUAUCAGAAAAAGUAUUACUUACAGUAUUAAGGCCAUACAGUAGCUGCUAUAGUUAAAAACUAGAGAAACACCAGCUCUUAAAAUCCACACUACUGUACUUCCCAAGCAAUUAUAUUUGUUCAUAGUGUUGUUUAUAACAGCAGCAUGAGAACAAAGACACAGUCCCUUUUUAUUUUAUAUAUAGUGUUCAUUAUUAUCAAUUUUAGCAAACCAGUAUUAAUUUAGCUGAAUUCACAGAUCAUCCUGUUCAGGUAAUUACAAUGAAAUGAAAGAUCUAUGUGUCCCCAUCUGAAAAAGUGUUUGGGUUUUAUGUUUUGUUGUUUUUUUGAUUGGAGCACAGUCUGCCUGUGUGGUCUAAUAUUUUUGUAACAUUGUCCUGUAUGUAAAUGUCAUAAGUUGAGAGAAGACCUUUUUUCAACAGUAGCAAGGGCACAAUAAAUGUUGUCUGUUUGUCUUGUUGAUAUGCAUUUUGAGGAUUUUGUAUUUAGAACUUUUGAAUAAAAUGAUUGCAAUACAUGUGCAUCUGACCGGAUAUAAAAAAAUAUAUAUAUAAAGAACCUGGAAAAUGCUUGAAGUGAUUAUUGAAUGGUUUCAUGCUCUGUAUUAUUGUUAAAAGUACAAAGUUAAAAAAAAAAAUCUAUUCAACAUGCUGUUAUAUCUGUUGUUUUACAUCUUAGGAAAUCAGUGGUACUUUGGCAAGUAUGUUUGAAAUGUAGACUCAUUAGUUAAAGACUCAUUAUUAGUUUUAGAUGAAUGAUUGUUUUCCCUCAUUUGUAAGUCACUUUGCAUACAGCCUUUAAGAAUAAAGGUGUCCUUUGAUUCUUA